Propithecus coquereli (Coquerel's sifaka) is the source of this 895-nucleotide messenger RNA. RefSeq names its product cyclin-dependent kinase inhibitor 3 (gene CDKN3). The coding region runs from base 114 to 752 and encodes 212 amino acids. Gene Ontology annotation, cellular component: nucleus. The transcript is spliced from 8 exons. The record is from RefSeq and is a predicted model, not a curated record. Gene Ontology annotation, biological process: protein dephosphorylation. Lineage: Eukaryota; Metazoa; Chordata; Mammalia; Primates; Indriidae. Gene Ontology annotation, molecular function: protein tyrosine phosphatase activity.
ACGGAAGGACGUACCAAUGAGCAGAGGGGAGGGGUGGGCGAGGCUGAGGCAGCGGCUGAGACGCCGGUCCUGCGGAGAGGGGCGGCACUGGUCACGACGUGGGGCGGCCAGCGAUGAAGCCGCCUAGUUCAAUACAACCAAGUGAGUUUGACUCAUCAGACGAAGAGCCCGUUGAAGAUGAACAGACUCCAAUUCAGAUAUCAUGGCUACCUCUGUCACGAGUGAAUUGUUCUCAGUUUCUCGGUCUGUGUGCUCUUCCAGGUUGUAAAUUUAAAGAUAUUAGAAGAAAUAUCCAAAAAGAUACAGAAGAACUAAAGAGCUAUGGUAUACAAGACAUAUUUGUUUUCUGCACCAGAGGGGAACUGUCAAAAUAUAGAGUCCCAAACCUUUUGGACUUCUACCAGCAGUAUGGAAUUACCACUCAUCAUCACCCAAUCCCAGAUGGAGGGACUCCUGACAUAGCCAGCUGCUGUGAAAUAGUGGAGGAACUCGCAAUCUGCCUUAAAAAUAACCGAAAAACCUUAAUACACUGUUAUGGAGGCCUUGGCAGAUCUUGUCUUGUAGCUGCUUGUCUCCUUCUAUACCUGUCUGACAUGGUAUCCCCACAGCAAGCCAUAGACAGCCUGCGAGACCUGAGAGGGUCUGGGGCCAUACAGACUAUCAAGCAAUACAAUUACCUUCAUGAGUUUCGGGACAAACUAGCUGCACAUCUGUUAUCAAGAGAUUCACUAUCAAGAUCUGUAUCAAGAUAGAGAAGUUCAAACAGCAUAUAUAUGACCAUGUCUGAAAUUUAAGAGUUCUCUAGCAUAAUUUGUAUUGAAAUGAAAUUACUAAUGUUAUCAACUUGAGUGCAAAUGUAUAUGUGCAGAUAUUCCUAAAGCUUUUAUUAACAAAA